GCAGUGAAGUGAAGGCAGCAGCAUUUCGCACUGACUUCAGCACUGUUUUUGGUGUUUAUGUGUGUGAGUGUGUGUGUGUGCAUGCACACAUGUAUUUUUAAUCUGUUUCUUUGAAUUUAAACCAACAAACAAACAUGGGGAAGAAAUCCACAAAAAGAUGUGAUUGUAGAGCUGUGUUGAGGAAGAACUGGUUGCUCAUGAGCACAAUUCUCGCUGUAGUCUUAGGUAUUGUGACCGGGAUUCUGGCACGUGAAUUUGCUGUUUUGUCGAACCUAGACAAAUUUUACUUUGGCUUUCCUGGAGAGAUCCUAAUGAGAAUGCUGAAGCUGAUCAUUUUACCUUUAAUUGUCUCCAGUAUGAUUACAGGAGUUGCUACCUUGGAUUCGGAUGUUUCUGGGAAAGUUGGAGUGCGGGCAGUGAUAUAUUAUUUUUCCACCACUAUAAUUGCUGUAAUUCUAGGAAUUGUGUUGGUGAUGACCAUUAAACCCGGUGUCUCCCAAAAAGCUGAAGAAAUUGACAGGAGUGGAAGUACCCCAGAGGUCACCACUGUGGAUGCGUUGCUAGAUCUCCUUAGGAAUGCAUUCCCAGAAAACCUGGUGCAGGCUAGCUUUCAACAGUAUAAAAGCAAACGACUAGGAAUUGAACCUGUAAACAAUGCCAGUAUUCCCACUAGCCCAAUGGUUAACGUUGUUAUGACAACACAAAUGAAUGAGACUAAGAUCAGUGACUACAAAGUGAUUGGUGCAUACUCUGAUGGAAUAAAUGUACUGGGCCUCAUUGUCUUCUGCCUAGUAUUUGGGAUUGUCAUUGGACAGAUGGGCGAAAAAGGCAAAAUUCUGCUAGAUUUCUUUGAUGCAUUGAAUGAAGCAACCAUGAAAAUUGUACAGAUUAUUAUGUGGUAUAUGCCAAUAGGUAUAUUAUUUCUUAUUGCUGCAAAAGUAAUGGGAGUGGAUGACUGGGAAAUUUUCCGUAGACUUGGCCUUUAUAUGGCAACAGUUCUGACUGGAUUAGCCAUCCAUGGUGGAAUUAUUCUUCCUAUGAUCUAUUUCAUUGUGGUUCAGAAAAAUCCCUUUAUAUUCGUUGGAGGAAUGGCUGAGGCAUUGUUGACUUCUGUCAUGAUCUCAUCCAGUUCCGCAACUCUGCCAGUCACAUUCCGAUGUGCUGAGGACAAAAACAAGGUUGACAAAAGGAUCACCAGAUUUGUGUUGCCGGUGGGUGCCACAAUAAACAUGGAUGGAACAGCUCUAUAUGAAGCAGUUGCUGCAAUAUUUAUUGCUCAGCUAAAUGACUAUCCAUUGGAUGCAGGACAGAUAGUCACCAUCAGCAUUACAGCCACAGCAGCCAGUAUUGGAGCAGCUGGAGUUCCUCAAGCUGGGAUGGUCACCAUGGUAAUUGUUCUUACCGCAGUUGGAUUGCCUGCUAAUGACAUCACUCUGAUCAUGGCCGUGGAUUGGCUACUGGAUCGGUUUCGGACAAUGGUGAACGUACUCGGCGACUCUUUCGGAGCCGGAAUUGUGGAGAAGCUGUCCAGUAAAGAACUGCAGCAGAUGGAUCUCACAAGUGGCAUUGACAUAGUGAAUCCAUUUGCUCUGGAAACCGCUGCAUCUGAGAAGGACAAAAACAAGAUAAAGGAAGCUUACGUCAAUGGAGCAUUUGAUGUAGAUAAAACAGACUCGGUAGCUGUCACAGAAACAUCGCAAUUUUGAUUGAGUAAGGAUGAGUUGCAAAUGAGCAUUUGUGAAUAAGUUAGACAUAAGGAUGACCUUACAAAGCUGUACAUUUGAAUCUAUUCAUAAAUUUCUCCUCAUCAGUAAUGAGUACCUUAAGAUAACUUUUGAAAAUAUAAUAGACACUGGCUAUUGAAACCCUGAUAAUAAAUUGCAAAUUAUUCCUCCAUUUGCUUGCAGACAAGGUAGGAUCACUCUCCAGUCCGAAUGGAAGAGCAAGGUAGCUGUUGGUGGAACUAAUACAAAGCUAGUAUGAAUAAUCUCUCCUCCAUGAAAUUAGAACUGUGCAUUCUAUAAAAAGAUAGGAGAUGUCAAGGUGGAAUAUUGGGCACCAAUCCUAUCUCGUGAUUCAGACAAUUCUUGACUCUAUGCUUACCUCUCAAUUAGUCAACUUUAGAAUCAUUCUAGGUUGCUUAUAUGUUCUAAAUGAUGUUUCACCAUUAGCAACCUUUAACAUUAAGAUGAAAUAGUUAUAAUGAUAUCACAUAUGCAGUGAAAUCUGUUUGAAACCAGCCUCAAAGUUUACCUGUCUAGAUAUAAUUGAUUCAUGCAGUUUCAAGAAUAAAUUAUUAACCUUUUUCAUAUCCAUAUGAUAUAUGCAUUCCCUGACAUCACUAUGACUCAGGACUGAUAGUUACAAAUUGGUUCUAACUGCAUUCGUUCAUGAAAGGACAGGUCAUUUUAUUUUAUUGGAGGCAGUUCUGAGAAGAUUCACUGGGAUGAUCUCUGGUCUGGAGGGAUUGUCUAAUGAGCAAAGACAAAACAGUUGGGAGGCUACUCUCUGCAGUUUAGGAGAAUGAGAGGUGAUCUCAUUGAAACAUCCAGGAUUCUUAAGGAGCUCGACAGGGUCAAUGCUGAGAGAAUAUUUCCCCUCAUGGGAGAGACUGGGACCAGAGGACAGUCUCAGUAUAAGGCAGUGCCAAUUUAAGACCGACAUGGGCAGAAGUUCUUCUCUGAAGGUUAUGAGCCUUUGGACUCCUUGCUACAGAAAGAUGUGGAGGUAAUAUCUUUGUGUAUAUUUAAGGCUGAGAUAGAUUCUUGACCAGUAGAGGGGGGGUUACUGGGAUAAGGCAGGAA
Messenger RNA from Chiloscyllium plagiosum (whitespotted bambooshark), 2804 nucleotides. The record is from RefSeq and is a predicted model, not a curated record. NCBI's taxonomy places the organism in Eukaryota, Metazoa, Chordata, Chondrichthyes, Orectolobiformes, Hemiscylliidae.